AUGGUUCAAGAGUCCCCGACUGCCGGUGAAGAACUGAGUCCAUGCAAAAUAUGUGGGAGAACUUUUUUCCCUGAAGUACUUAAGAAGCAUGUGCCCAUUUGCCAGAAAACAACAGCCAAAAAAAGGAAGGUGUUUGACUCCAGUCGGCAGAGGUUAAAUGGAACGGAUAUGUCCUUGGCAAAAUAUUUGAAAGCAAAGCAACCGGAGCCCCCUAAGAAGCGUUCAAACUGGCGCAGGAAGCAUGAGGAGUUCAUCAACACCAUCCGGGCCGCCAAGGGGCUGGGCCGAGCGAUUAAAUCCGGAGGACCCCUACCCCCACCCCCGCCUCCUUCCUACGAUCCAGAUUAUAUCCAGUGUCCGUACUGUCAGAGGAGGUUUAAUGAGACUGCUGCAGAGAGGCACAUCAACUUCUGCAAGGAGCAGGCGGCACGCCUCUCCAUCAAGGGGAACAGAGGGAGGCCCCCAGCAAGACCACAGUACAAGCCGCCCCCUCUGAGGAAAGGGAGCUCCUCGGCAGCGUCCUCCCCUGCACAGAGCGCUGGAGCUACGCCAUCGAGGAGGGCGCCCUCUGCUGGAUCCAGUUACUCUCCAUCUUGCGCUGAUCCCAGGGCCCUGAGUAGCCCGCCGCCUGGUGCGGAGGACAAGUGCCCAAAUUCUCCAGGAUCUGCUAAGAGCGCACCGCACGGGGGUGGCAUCAUCCGGAGGAAGACCUACACCACGGACAGCAACACCCCCAGCUGCACGUGUCACAAGCCGUGCUGGACGGAGGCCGUGGUUCAAGUAGCCAAACAGGCGGCUGACCGCGCUCCCUCUCUCGGCAGCGACGACCAGCGCGGGUGUGAGGCGGAGCAGCCCCAGGGCCGGGUGCCCAAGUUCUGCCCGGACUGCGGCAGCCGGUACCCCCUGGAGCGCUCGAAAUUCUGCUGCGAGUGCGGGAUGAGGAGGCUGGAGCUGUGA
This is a messenger RNA of Megalops cyprinoides (Indo-Pacific tarpon), 957 nucleotides long. Its product is annotated as zinc finger C2HC domain-containing protein 1A-like. NCBI's taxonomy places the organism in Eukaryota, Metazoa, Chordata, Actinopteri, Elopiformes, Megalopidae. The transcript is spliced from 8 exons. The record is from RefSeq and is a predicted model, not a curated record. Bases 1 to 957 code for a protein of 318 amino acids.